AUGCAAUUGGAAUAUCUCGAUUUAUCAAACAACGUUUUGACAAACAUUGAUUGUUUAACACAAAUAACUACUUUGACGUACCUUAAUGUAGAAAACAACCAAUUGACUCGACUCCCAAAACUUGUUUCUCUCAGUUCACUGAACAUAUCGAAUAACCCAAUCACAGACGACAAAUCAAUUUUUAUGGACUUGAGGAACUUGACGAAUUUGACUUCGUUAUCUGUCAACCCAUCGUCACUUAAACAAAAAGUCGACAUUGUCAAGUUGUUUGACAAUGUCACUACAGUACUUUCUUUGGAGACUAAGAAGAAGAGUUCCACAGACAAACAUCUGCUGGAUUCACACAAAGAAUAUCUCACAACAAUUCUUUCUUCAAAAGACCCGGAUGUGAUGUAUUGCUCACUUUACACACGUCUCCUUGUGUUACUUCUCCCACAUUUAAAAGUGUUGAAUACGUCAAUAUUAAAUAUGAGCGUGAAAAAUGAAGUGAACGAUUCAAUUCAACGCGAGUUCAAAUUCUAUAAACCACAGAACGUUAUUACUUCUAUCAAAGAAAGAAAGUCAAACGGUAUUUAUUGUGUGAAUCCACAACAAGGACCAACUUCACAAUUCUCAGAAAGUGUGUUUCAACCCAUUUUCACAACAAUUAAAGACCCACGACAAAUCGAAUUUUCAAAACUCAUCCCAGGCAUCUCGUGCGUAUCAACUCGCUCUGGCGAGUUGUUCUACAGCGAAAGAUUUGGUAAUUCUGUCGAACAGUUGAACACUGAAUUCACAGACUUUUCAUACUGCACAUUUGGGCGAACACAAAGUACUUCGAAAAUGUUAGUACGAGGUGGACGGGAUGGGAGUCUCUCAAUUUACAAUUUGGACGUUCAAAAGAGUCCGAUGAAGACAUUGCACGACUUGGAAAAUAUCAACUCGCUUUGCAUAAACGUCGACUCUUCAAACAUAGUGACUUCGGGAUAUUUAAACAAUAUCUUUGUCUUCGACUUUACCACUGGUUGUUUACAUCGUGUGAUUGGUGGUGGACACUCUGAUGACGUUAACGGCGUUAGUACGAGUUGGGUAGAUCCCAAUCUUUUCUCUUCAGCUUCCGACGACCACAUGUCGAAGAUAUGGGAUUUGCGUACAAAUUGUCAAAACAGUGUUUUCAACUACGAAGGGGAGACUGCGCUUUACGGCGCAACGUUUGCGAAAGACAACAUGAGUUUGAUAAUCAGUGGGGUUGACAAUUACGUUGCAGAUGUUGACAUUCGGACUGGUAAAAGUGUUGCAAUGAAACUUGAAAAGAGUUGGUGCACGAAAAAUAAAACAUGCGCAAUAAACACACAAGACGGGGAGUAUAUAGUCUCUGUUUUUGGUGAAAAUGUCGCGAACGUCUCGUUGAGAAGUAGUGGCUUGAAAAUACUCGAUUUAAACUUUCAAUGCGAUUUGUUAUCUUCUUCAAGAAACGGUGGUUUAAUUAACGUGAGAGAAGACCCUUGGAACGAGUAUGAACUUUAUUUCUCACACAUCUGUAGAGAUAAUGAACAGAAAUACUCGAUGUUUAAGUGCUCAAUGUUUGCUUAA
This is a messenger RNA of Entamoeba invadens IP1, 1572 nucleotides long. RefSeq lists its product as hypothetical. The record is from RefSeq and is a predicted model, not a curated record. Gene Ontology annotation, biological process: cellular response to UV-B. NCBI's taxonomy places the organism in Eukaryota, Evosea, Mastigamoebida, Endamoebidae. The transcript has a single exon. Gene Ontology annotation, cellular component: Cul4-RING E3 ubiquitin ligase complex. Gene Ontology annotation, molecular function: protein binding. The coding region runs from base 1 to 1572 and encodes 523 amino acids.